Orbicella faveolata is the source of this 807-nucleotide messenger RNA. Its product is annotated as histone acetyltransferase KAT6B-like. The record is from RefSeq and is a predicted model, not a curated record. NCBI's taxonomy places the organism in Eukaryota, Metazoa, Cnidaria, Anthozoa, Scleractinia, Merulinidae.
CCCUUAGUAGAAUUUGUGCUUCAUUUGUCUUAAUUAGUUUUAUUUUAUGUCUUUCAGCUUUUAUUUUGUGAUUGGGAUUUGUUGAUCAAAGAUGGCACGUGGAAGAAGCAGUGUUGGAAAGGAGAAGGAAAAGGAGAAGGAUAAAGACCGUGAACCAGAUCCAAAGUAUGCUCUGUGGAUAAUCGCUGCUAUAGGCAAGGUCAAGGGACAGAAGCAACGGCCAAGCGAGGACCGUAUUGCUCAUAUUCUUCAACAUGUUUAUGGCUUAGACCCGCAGGUGGCUUUGGAACAACUUGAGCUGUGUGUGAAAACAGGGAGAGUUCUAAAGGUAGUUUUUAAAGACAAAGCCUCGUAUAAGGACCCUGCUAAAGUACCUCAUCAUAUACGAGGAACUGUUGAAAGACCCUUAGACUUCCUGGAGUUUAUUAAGGAAGCUCUUGAGAAUGUAGGAGAUGAAAAUGGAUGCACACAGCAAGCUAUUCAUAGUUAUGUUGUUGAUCGUCAUGCUGCAAGUUUAGAAUCUCCUAGUAAUACACAAAUACGGAUCAAAGAGUCACUUAAGAAAGGACUUGCCUCUGAGGUUUUGAUCAAGGAAGGAAGAUAUUACAGACUUGCAUCACCUCCCAAGGUUUGUAUUGUGUGAGAGAUUUAAAUUUAUCAAACUGUAAUUCUAUGUACUCUUUAUAAUAAUUUUAGCGCUAAAGUAGUGUACAUCACCUUUGGCACCAGGUAGGUAUAUAUUGCUCUUAAAGUAACUCAUAAUCAUUAUUUCUUGUAAAUUUUAUAUCAGCUUAAGUGAGUAACUGU